AUGUUCCCUAUUGCUUUAUUUGGAUAUUCAUAUUUAAAAUACAAAGCUAUCAUUACAACAACUAUAAUGAAUAAUAUCGCUCCUCUAAUUGAAGAAAAGAGGAAGCUUUAGCUAUAGCAGAAGGAAAAAGAAAUUAACUAUUCAUAAACUUUAGAAAAAAUUCAAUAAACUAGAAGAAGAGGAUUAAACCAAAUUAAUAACUUUUAAGAUGCUUUAAAUCAGUAUGAUUAGAGUUCAAAUAAAGCUAAUUUAAAUUAAUCAAUAGCAGAAUAAUAAGAAAAGAACUUAGAUAUGUCAAUGCAGCAUCGAUAACAUCUGAGAUAAAGCUUGUUAGAAAAAAAUUAUGAAAAGAAAUAAACGAAAAACAGCUAAAAAACUAGCAUAAAAAGCAAUUUUUUUGAAAAUUCUGAUUAUCAUGUUAAUUAAAAAGAUAUUUAAUUCAAUUAACAAAGUCCUCCAAAAUAAUUAAAUAAUCAUAAUAUUCUCCUAAAGCAGUAAGGUUCAAACGAAAACAGCAUAAAUAUUCCUAUGAAUAUCCUCGAUAAAUAUUCAAAUUAGCAUUAACAGUAAACAUAUGAAUCAAAAAAUUCAGUUGUGAGCUCUUAAGAUGAAGAAGAUGAUAGCAAUUAUAUGUAGGAAGAUGACGAUAAAGAUGAGGAAUCUUAAAGAAAAGGAUCUCUUUAUGUAAAUAAAUUAAAAUAAGGAGGUUCUGAAAAGAAAGGCUUUGCUAGAAUUGUACAAAUUGUUCAACAAAAGAAUAUUGAAAUGACUGGAAAAAAUAGUUAAUUUGCUCCAGGAAAUAGCAGAAAAUCUAAUAUCAAUGGGAAAAUUUUUAACUAAUAAGAGGAUGAAGCAAAUAGUUAAUUAAAACAUAAUUUAGAUGUGCUUCUAGACGCAAAUAGUCAACCUAGUCUUUAAAUGCUAGUGUUCGAUAAGAAUUUAAAUAAUUUUUUCUUGAUAACCAAUAUCAUUUAAACUUUUUUUGAAGCCCUUCCUUUGAGUAUUUUACAAUACAUAAAUAACGAAUUAGGUCAUCUUUGGUAUUACAAAGACGGAAGCUACAAUUAUUUAGUCAUACUGUCAUUUUUUUCUAGUUGUUUAAUGAUAUUUCAAUUUGGUGUUUAGCUUAUUUAGUUGCUUUACAGUAAAAAUAUUUCCAUAUUUUACUAAACCAUGCAGUAUCUUAAUAACUAUAAUCUUUAGAAUUAAAAAAAAAAUUCUUCUUCAUACAAUCUUGGAUCCCUAUUUCCAAUGACAUCUACAGUCAAUAUUUAGAAAAUAAAUUAGCUUGAAAAAUUAAGUAAUUUGUCUUAAAAUGCUUUAGACAAGAUUACCAUUCUAACUAUAUCAUUGCCUGACAAUGCAGUUUAUUUCGAGUACAUUAUGCAUUUAACAAAAGAAUCAAUUGUUAAAAUAAAAAAUGUAUAGCAGCUGCAUUUAAAUUUUAAAAAUAAUAGGAUAAAAGAAUUAACAAAAUUGAUAGAAAUUUUAAAUUUAGCAUUCAGCUAAAAAUUGUUAAGCACAAUAAGUUUAAAGCUUUAAGAUAAUAUUUAUGAUAUUAAAAAUUCUAAUGAGUUGGUAAAUAGGGUUCAACUUUGGGAGUACAACAAAAUUAAAAAGGAAUCUGUGAAAAUAAAUAAAAUAAUAAUAGAUGACUAUCAAACGAUAAUUGGGAUCAAGAAUGAUGCUCUUUUGCAAGAAAAAUACCGUGUUUAUAAAGAGCUUAUUCAUAUUCCUAAGAAUCAGCAAAAGAAAUAUAAAUUUUACUUUUAGUCUAAUUCUGAAUAAAUGAGUUAUAAAACAUUCACUAACAUUUUAUCUUAUGUUUUGAAUUACUUAUAGAGUCUAAAAAACUUUUAAGUAAUCCUCUUUUAAGUCUUAGGUGAAUAAUCAAAAUAUUAAAAAUUAUUACAUGAAUUUAAUAAAUGUACUUCAUUAAAUUAAUAUGUAAUUGGCACUGAAGAUAAUGGUAUUUUGGGUUCUUAUGGCUUUGACUUAGAAGUAAAAAACUAAAAAGUUGUUUUUACCAAGUAGAAUUUUGACUUAUAGCUCGAUUCUUAGAUUCUUAUUUUAGACUAUGAACUUCAAAAAUAUAAUUUAAAAAAUAAUAUUGAAUAAUUUACCCUUAACUACCAGCCUUAGAUUAUGUACAAAACUGUUGACAAAGAAUAAAGCAAUGAUUGCUUAAUCUCAAGAGGCAUUGAUAUUAUAACAAAAUAUACAAAGGUUUCCAGCUUGGAAUUUAUUUUAAGAGAUUGCGUUUUGUAACAUAGAUUCCUGGUGAGCAUGAAAGAUAUAUUUACAUUCCUUCCUAAAUUAUAAGCAUUGUGUUUUGACUUUAGUACCUGCACUUUAGAUUCAAGAUUUUUGCAUACUUUCUUACUUGGAUUUUAAUUUUCAAGCAAUAAAUUGUUAAAAUUCUCCAUAGACCUUUCAGGGGUUUACUUUGAUGAAUCAAUUUUUUUGCUCUUUAAAAACACUAUAAAAUAAAUGGAAAACUUGGAAGAUUUAACUAUCAAAAUGAAGGGAAUACCUUUUGACCACUUUUAAGAUAAUAAGGCCUUAAUUUAAAAUUCUGAGAAAUUAAGAUCUAUAGAAAUCUAGCUUUGGGAAAAUUCAAAAACUGAAUAAAAGGAAUAACCAUCCAUAAAUUUAUUUGAUGGAACAUUAAGUUAUCUUCAAAAAAUAAAAUUAAGCUUAAGGAAAAAUCAGAUAAAAGAUGAUAAUUUGUAAACUUUAGUGAAAAAAAUCAAAACUCCAGAAAGUCUAGAAGAACUUUAUCUUGAUUAUUAAAAUAAUUUAAUUGAGGGUAAUAGUCUUUAAUAAUUUUCAUCUGAUUUGUAAAUAAUGUGCAAUCUAAAUCAUCUAACUAUUAACUUACAUUAAAACUAAGUUGGGGAUUUUUUCUGCAAGCAAAUCUUAAGAGGAUGUAUUGCUUUACAAAACUGCAAGAAGAUGGAAUUAGAUUUCGGUUUCAAUAAUAUUACAGACGAUUCUGCCAUUGAUUGGAUUAAAAAUCUCAAUUUACUUCCUUGCACUUAAUUUUUUUCAUUGAAUUUUGAGAAUAAUCAUUUGACAAAUUAAUUUAUUGAUGUUUUUUGUAGCAAGUUGUAAAAUUUACAAUAAUUUGCUUCCUACUGCAUAUUAAUUAACAAUAAUAAAUACAAUGUAGAAAAAGUAAAGGAGUAUAUUGUUACUUCUUUAAUUAUUCAAAACUAGAGCAGGUAUAUUGGUUAUCUGUGA
Molecule: messenger RNA, 3243 nt
Organism: Tetrahymena thermophila SB210
Lineage: Eukaryota; Ciliophora; Oligohymenophorea; Hymenostomatida; Tetrahymenidae
Product: transmembrane protein, putative
Exons: 16
Source: RefSeq, a predicted model, not a curated record